GAUCUUCCGGCGAGUUCAUUCUUCGUCAAAAUGGGCAUCGCCUGCUGGCAAAAUCUCAGAAUAGAAUAGAAAUGGUGGCCGCGUUGAGGAUUGAAAAAUCAAAAAGGUAUAAAAUUGCAAAGUGUGAAGAGUACUUACAUACUGUGAGUUUCAAAUCAUGACAGCCAUUUGCUGUUCACGACGAUGUGAGACAGCCACGAGCCUUCGCCACCACAAGCCGCACGUCGACCCGAUAAAGGCUACAUAAGUACAUACAUCCCGCGACAAAUAGAUUUACUACCGCGAGAUAAUGACGGACUUCUCGCAUCCACCAAGAGCAAGAGCUCCCGCCGUCCGGAGACGAGAGCGGGUGAUCGAGCUGAACCACUGCUUUUGGGGCAUGCGGCCUUUGAAGCGCGACCUGCCGGCGGAUAAACGCGGGACCUUGUCGAUGCGGGAUUACUUGGUGAUUCCAAGGUUUAAGCAGUUGGAGCAGCUGGCAAAAAUCGACCAGGUUACCAGCCUCGACUACCGCAGGUACAAGCUGCUGACCCUGAACGCCGUGGCGCUGUUUUUUCAGGAUUUGGUACGGAAGCAUCUCGACGACCCCGCGUUGGUGGUUCUCCCGGAGUAUCGGGACUUCGUGGAGGUGGGUGCGUCGUACUACCAGAGCUUCGCGCAGGCCUGCUUCCCUGAGGACCUUGACCGGGACGGGGACAGCAAUGCGUACUUCCUCUCCUCGAAAUGCGCAAGUUUAUACAAGGGCUGCGAGGAGUGGCUGGGGUUGCCGACCGCCACGGGGAUCAGCAUUGACGCCAUCCAGCAGAAUAUCGCAGGAAAAUAGAAACCGUUUCACUGUGAACUUACUUGUGAUGCAAAAUUUGAAACGCAAAACUUUUUUGUCUUGCUACACCUGCAAAUAAACACUUGAUCUAUCUUCCACUGUGUUUAAUAUUUCACUUGGGCGGAAGCGCGCACGGCAAAGUUUCCGUGUCAUGUGGAAAAAGGUUGUGGUGCAGAUCUUGCAAAACAAAGAAGAGUGAUGAAGCAGUUGCAGUUCUUUCCUGGGACACAGAACCUCGACUCGCUGCCCGAAGAGUCGGGCAACCUGACGAAGUUGCAAAAAGUAGUCAAAACGCGGCUCACGGGGCGCGGGGAGCGGAAAAUCAAGGACGAGGAGCACCGAAAGUACCUGGCCAGCUGGGUGGUGCAGUACUGGAGGUGGGAGCAGGGAUGGUUCUCGGACAAGUCCGAGGGAGAGCAGUUGCGUCUGGUCCGCGAUUCUGACUGCACGAAUCCGGACUUUCUCUCGUGGCUCUACUACCGGGAGACCGGGAAAGUGUGGGAAGAAGAGGAGGAACUUGCGGGCGAGCAGGUGGCCGCCCACCGCCGCAAGGAUAAAAAUUAUGACGACGACGAUGUUGUCUUUGUCACCAGCAGCAUCGGAGAUGAACAAGUGGUAUACAACGAGGAGGCUCCGGUCCCUUUGCAGCGGGAACUACGGGAAGAUCAUGUGGCGAAGAAGACAGAGACACGACCACCGGCACGCGAUGGUAAUAUUUUUGAAGGAGCAAGCGAGGAGCAAGUGCAAGUCAUAACCAAUAGGAGCAGCGGCCAGAUCCAGACGGAAGCAGGCUUCGUUGUCGAGGAAGUAGACGGUUGGAAAAUUUAUGACGUUUUCAGUGCCAUCAAGCAGGAGCAAACGACAAGCACCACCUCCAGGAACCCCCACAGUGGUGGGCACCCCGGGACGAACACGAACACAAGGCCAAGUGGUCCCUGCGCAGUCGAGCAACAGGUGCUUACUUUUUCAGCAGAGGACGCCACGCCCGACUCGCUGCAGGUGUCCGACAUUCCGGAGGAACAAAGCUCGUUUGUAUCCGAGCCGGGGCGGGACCUGCUAUCAAAUGGAAAAAUUUCCCCUCCCCAUAUCGCAACGAGGUUUCUGAUGCUGGAUUUGCAUACACAAUAAAUCAGAUUUGUCUUGCUGGAGAGGACUGCAGGCCUAUAUCAAGACUGCGUAGAGAUGUUUUGGGCUAGGCGCUGCGCAUGGCAAACGUCUAGUCUGUAGGGCCACCAGCAUCACAAACCGCCUGCAGAACGCGGCGGAGACUGUGGAGUUGCGUUCGCGCAAGACAGAAACGAUCUGUGGCCACAAAUCAGCAUUGCAAAUUUUCUGAGACGCACCCUUUCGAUAUGUGGAGGGGGGAUUUUCCCUUACGAUAACUACUCGCCGCGCCCCUCCCGCUCAGCUACCGGACCGAAUCUGGCGAGAGAGACGUAGUAGAAGAGGGUUCUUGUUUUUCAUUUUUCGUUGCACGACUUUCAUCCUGUGCAACUUGUUCAUAAUAAAUAUGUCUGAUCGUCUUCGUCGUGAUCGUCAAACAAUAUGCCUAUGGUGCAUAUUUGUAAAGAUCCAACCCACGGAUGAAAUCCAGGUUGCUGCGGUGAGAGCCUGGAAGCGCAAGGACGAGUGGCAGAGGCGAAAACCUAGUAAAGGACCCACUCGGGCCAGUACUAGAAGUUUUGAUGCAAACCAUUACCGCUACCUCUACGGCCUCGACCCGGACCUGAUGCAGCACAUGCGGACCUGCGGAAACACAGUGUGCCGGCUACAUCGGCAGUACGACUGCCGCACCUGCCAGUUCGUGGGCGAGCGGGCGUGCGCGUGCACGAGCAUAGAGCAGCCGGUCGACUACCUGCUGCAGGUGCUCGCCUCCAACGGCUUGCUGCACCUGAUGAAGCGCGAACUGGUAUUCUGAAUAAAAGCAUCCCCUCCACCCCAGAGUCAAGAUGGAGAAUCUGCUGCACAAAUCAGCUAGCUUUGGGCAUUGCGCAUAACAAGUUUGGCCUCGUAAUGUAGUUCGGUUUGGCUAGUUGCUUCAGCAGCAUCACAGACGUGGCCUAUUAUGCUGGUUGGAGCAUCACAAAUUCCAAAACGCGACGAGUGGGCGCUUCGCAUGGGACUACGCAUGGGAAACAUUUUCAGCAUGCAGAAUUGCAUGACAACUACCUGUGUGGUGGGGGCGUUUUUAAACAGGAUAACUGGUCCCGGUGGAGUCCCUGCACCAGAUCCUGACGCUAUCAGAAGGAAAAAUCCCCCCUCCCCAUAUUGAACAGGUAUGUUUCCGAAAAUUUGUGUUGCGGAUUUGAGGUCACAAAUCACACUUGUAUUGCAAGAAGACAAGGACAGAAGCUUCCGCCCCAUUAUGGAAGCAAUUUAUCAUGCGGUUGGGCCUAAAGGGGAGCCGUUUGCAAUGCUGAACAAAUACUAGACCUAUACGCCCCUACAUAGCCUGGGGACCUGGCCGCAAUGCCUCUCUGCAAUACAAAGCUGAUUUGUGUACGCAAAUCCAGCAUCAGAAAUUCCGUUUUGAUAUGGGGAGGGGGGAUUUUUCCAUUCGAUAGACCCUGCAGCGCGUUCUGCUCAUCGACACCAUUAAGAUCGACUGCUGCAACGCCGUAUCAAAUGCAAAAAUCCCUGUAUGUCUGGAAGAUUAAGUAGAACUUGUCAUGCUAAAUCUGAAUGAUGCAAAAGCCUGUGUUGCGUGAGUGCCAAAAGCUGUCCGGUUUUGACCAAGUUGGGAGGGGGUUUCUCAUGCAAGAAAGGCAUGAUAGAGACCUCAAAGAAUCUCAUCUGUCAUGCUGGGUCUCGCAUUCCAGACCUCAUGGGUCAUGGAAAACCUGCGUCACAAAUCUUGCACUCUUCCAGACGUCCAGGGAUAUUUGCAUUUGAUACGCCGAUUACGGCAUCGUGCGGUCCCUCAUGUGGGAACGGUUCGAGAAUCUGGGGCUGAUCGCACUGCCCCGACUCAUCGUGUUCGAGGCCACCACCCACACCUGGGCCGAGUGCGAGGCGGUGCUACAGCUGUUGGAGUUCUGCUACGGCUACCAGCGGCGCGCGGUCAUUCCGACUUGGCAGCGGGUGUGCCAUCCCGCGGCGGGCGGGAAACCGGUGGACGUGGCCAUGGAACUGCGAAGUGAAAUGGAAGUGUUGAAACACAAGCUUUGGUACGACUGUCACCAGGUAUGGAAGGAAGUGCAUUCGCAGCUGCAAACGUCGUCGCACAGUAAACGAGCGUAUCAAGAAGAAGGAGUCCCCGUCUUGUGGCGGGACUGGCAUCGUGCGGGGGGCUGACGAGGCGCAGUUGUCGUUUCAUUGCUCAUUGAUUUGCGAUCGUGCCGAUAGAAGAGCGGACCACGAACAGGAACCGCGAAAAAUCAGUGAUGACGAGCCUGGAUCACCACCAUUUCCGAUCUGAUGUCGUUACAGAACUUUCUCGCAGUUUUAGCUUUGUGAUUUGUAGUUUAAAAAAAAAGAGCAAAACUUUUUUGCAAUAUCUGGAAGCUGUGCCGGAAGGAGCUAGUGUUUGAUCUGCCGAUAAA
Amoebophrya sp. A120 is the source of this 4365-nucleotide messenger RNA. Lineage: Eukaryota; Dinophyceae; Syndiniales; Amoebophryaceae. The record is from the annotation of a GenBank genome assembly.